Molecule: messenger RNA, 1060 nt
Organism: Drosophila suzukii
Lineage: Eukaryota; Metazoa; Arthropoda; Insecta; Diptera; Drosophilidae
Product: serine protease snake
Biological process (GO): proteolysis
Molecular function (GO): serine-type endopeptidase activity
Source: RefSeq, a predicted model, not a curated record
UUCACAGUCGAUCACCGAUCGUCACUCAAAGCUGAAGAUGUGGUCGCCACCUCCACUGUUCUCCCUACUGAUCAUUCCGAUGGCAUGUGUUUUUGGUCAGAAUCCGGAUGUAGAUAUAGUCAGGACUUGCACGAGAUAUAAGAAAAGCGUUUUCGAGGAGACCAUCUACUUCGGGUAUCUGUUUCCAGGGGCUGAGGUUGAGAGCCAGGUUUUCGAUAACUGCAGGAGUUACAUGCCCUUGAUUGUGGGCGGUCAGCCCGCUCAGCCACGGGAAUUCCCGCACAUGGCUCGAUUGGGGCGUCGUCAAGUUCAGGGUAGCCGUGUUGACUGGUUUUGCGGUGGUGCUCUGAUCAGCGAGCGGUUCGUCUUAACCGCAGCCCACUGUUUAGAAUCUGAAAGAGGAGAAGUAAAUAUUGUGCGAUUGGGCGAACUGAAUUUUGAUACAAGCGAAGACGAUGCGGCUCCCAAGGACUAUGGUGUUUCUGGGUACUUAGCCCAUCCGGGAUACAAAGAUCCGGAGCUUUACCAUGAUAUUGGAAUAAUAAAACUGAUGGAGGAUGUGAUUUUUGAUCUUUAUAAGCAUCCUGCCUGUCUGCCGUUUCAAGAUGAACGCUUUUCCAACUCCUUUAUAGCCGUUGGCUGGGGAAGCACAGGGGUGGCAGAUAAGCCUUCGUCCGAGCUGCUAAAAGUAAAGCUGGACCGCUAUGGAGAUCAGGUGUGCAAAAAACUUCUUACCCGCCAAAGGGAGGAAUUCCCGCAAGGUUUCGAUGUCAACAACCAACUAUGUGUGGGAUCCGAGUUGGCCCGGGAUACUUGUUACGGCGACUCGGGUGGUCCUUUGUUAAUGUAUCAUCAAGAAUAUCCUUGCAUGUAUCAUGUUGUAGCAAUUACCUCGGUUGGAUUAUCUUGCGGAUCACCAGGUGUUCCUGGGAUAUAUACCCGCGUGUAUCCUUAUCUAAACUGGAUAACCCAAGCAAUGGCAAAAUAUUAAAAACUUUAACAAGCUUUACAUUUGUGCAAUUUCAUAACUAAUUUGUCUAAAUAUACGCAUUUUUUUCAA